AUGAGACUCCACUGCAUACUCAGCGUACUCGCCCUGGUAUCCAGCCGAGCGGUCUUCGUAGGUGCGGCCGUGCCCCCGAUCCGCCAGGACCAGUCCACUCAACACCCUCUUUCCGCCCCGAUUCAACAUCGACCUUUGGUGAUAUGGCAUGGGCUGGGUGAUACAGCCCUCUCAGAGGGUAUAGCGGGCUUUAUCGAGGAUAUCAAGGCGCAGUAUCCUGGGAUCUUUGUGUAUUCCGUUCAGAUUCCAAAGGGGGGUAGUCUGGACGCAGAGCGGAAGGCGGGCUUCUUUGGGAAGAUGGAGGAACAAGUCCAGGAUGGAUGUGAGCAGCUUGGAGGUAUACCUGAGCUGGCGGGCGGAUUUGACGCAAUGGGCUUCUCCCAAGGAGGGCUAUAUCUCCGCUCCUACGCUCAGUUCUGUAAUGACCCGCCAGUCCGAAACCUCAUCACUUUCGGAACACCCCAUUAUGGUAUCUCUGCCCUCCUCCCCUGCCCCACACCCCCGACGCUCCAAUGCCGCCUCGCGGCCCGUGCUGCCCAAUCCGGGAUAUACACCCAAUGGGCACAAAAUCAUCUCGUCCAGGCCCAGUAUUUCCGGGACGUCGAGCGAUUGGCAGAGUAUGGGGAAGUCAAUACUUUCCUCACGCGGCUGAAUAAUGAGACGUUGCCGACACCGAAGUCGGAACGGAGCGAUGCCCAGUCAUCAGCUUUGGUCUCGCAAACCAAAGGUAAAGGGACUGGAAGGUUAGAGGGUCUGGAGAACUUUGUGGCGAUGAUGUUUGACGCAGACAAAACAGUGUCUCCCGCCCAAUCCGCCCAUUUCUGGACAUACACCCCAGGAAACAAGACCCUCCUCCUCCCGCUCGCAUCUCAGCCUCUGUACACUCAGGACUGGAUCGGUCUGAGGGACCUGGACGAGCGGGGUCGGCUCCACCUCGGGCAUUGUGUAGGCGAGCAUAUGGACUUGGAUAGUGGGGGUUGUGCGCAGGGGGUGGUGGACAAGUGGGUUGGGGGGCGAGUGUAA
Molecule: messenger RNA, 1023 nt
Organism: Dioszegia hungarica
Lineage: Eukaryota; Fungi; Basidiomycota; Tremellomycetes; Tremellales; Bulleribasidiaceae
Product: palmitoyl-protein thioesterase
Exons: 6
Coding region: 1-1023 (340 amino acids)
Cellular component (GO): lysosome
Molecular function (GO): palmitoyl hydrolase activity; thiolester hydrolase activity
Source: RefSeq, a predicted model, not a curated record